Messenger RNA from Haemorhous mexicanus (house finch), 2367 nucleotides. It is a transcript of the gene DNAJA3, whose product is annotated as DnaJ heat shock protein family (Hsp40) member A3. Gene Ontology annotation, molecular function: protein kinase binding; ATP binding; heat shock protein binding. The transcript is spliced from 11 exons. Gene Ontology annotation, biological process: negative regulation of apoptotic process; mitochondrion organization; response to heat. The record is from RefSeq and is a predicted model, not a curated record. Gene Ontology annotation, cellular component: mitochondrion. Bases 15 to 1337 code for a protein of 440 amino acids. Lineage: Eukaryota; Metazoa; Chordata; Aves; Passeriformes; Fringillidae.
GCGCGCGGGCCAAGAUGGCGGCCGGGAGCGCGUCGCGCUGGGUCGUGGCGGCCGCGGGGCGCGGGGCGGGGAACGCGCGGCCGCCGCUGCUGCUGCUGCUCCGCGGGCUCCGCGCCCCGCCCGCCCGCGCCCCGCGCCGCCUCCUGCUGCUCCGUGCCGGGCUCUGUGCCGCCGGGACGAAACACGCUGCCGCCGUCGCCUCCGCUGCCUUCCACAGCAGCGCGGCCCGCGCCAAGGAGGACUAUUACCAGGUGCUGGGGGUGCCCCGCACCGCCACGCAGAAGGAGAUCAAGAAGGCCUAUUACCAGUUGGCAAAGAAAUACCACCCUGACACAAACAAGGACGACCCGAAAGCGAAGGAGAAGUUCUCUCAGCUGGCAGAAGCCUACGAGGUGCUGAGUGACGAGGUGAAGAGGAAGCAGUACGAUGCCUACGGCACGGCCAGCUUCGAGGCCGGUGCGGCGGGGGCUGGGGCCGGCGCGGGGCGGCAGUACUGGAGCAGCGGCCCCUCCAUCGACCCCGAGGAGCUCUUCAGGAAGAUCUUUGGGGAGUUCUCAGGAUCCCCUUUCGGCGAUUUUCAGACUGUCUUUGACCAGCCACAGGAGUAUAUCAUGGAACUGACAUUCAACCAAGCUGCAAAAGGUGUCAACAAAGAGAUUGUGGUGAACAUCCAGGACUCCUGUGUGCGCUGUGAUGGCAAGGGACACGAACCUGGCACCAAAGCUCAGCGCUGCCACUACUGCAAUGGCACGGGCAUGGAGACGAUGAACACGGGCCCCUUCGUGAUGCGCUCCACGUGCCGGCGCUGCGGCGGCCGCGGCUCCAUCAUCACCACGCCCUGCGUAGUCUGCCGGGGCACAGGGCAGACCAAGCAGAAGAAGACAGUGAUGGUUCCUGUGCCAGCUGGUGUUGAGGACGGGCAGACAGUUCGGAUGCCUGUGGGGAAGAAAGAAAUUUUCAUUACGUUCAGGGUUCAGAAGAGCUCUGUGUUCCGACGAAACGGAGCCGAUAUCCACUCGGAUCUCCCGAUCUCAAUAGCUCAGGCCGUGCUGGGAGGCACUGCCCGGUGUCAAGGCUUGUAUGAGACAAUCAACAUCACGAUACCCCCUGGUAUUCAGCCAGACCAGAGAAUUCGAAUGAGUGGGAAAGGCAUUCCCAAGGUCAACAGCUAUGGCUAUGGAGACCACUACAUCCACAUAAAGAUAAAAGUUCCUCAGAGGCUGACGGAUCGCCAGCGAGCCUUAAUGAUGAGCUACGCUGAGGACGAGACCGACGUGGAGGGCACCGUGAACGGGGUCACCAACACAGCCUCAGGAAAGCGUUCUACUGGGAACUAGGAGCCAGCAGCAGCAGGUCAUCCGGGCAGUUGGGGGUGAAUCUUUCUGGCAGCCAGGCUCUGGAGAACACAGGAUGUCAGUCAGCAGCACAGCAAGAAUCCCAGCUGGAGAGGCCAUGGACCACCAAGGCACCAACACAAACCCCACCCACUGUCCUAAUAAAUGGCAGUGAAGGAAAACACCAGCUUAGCAGAAGUGUGGCUCUCUGGAGGCUGCUCCACAACCCUACUGCUGCUGGAAGCUUAUUUGGUAAAAGCUAAAGGUGAAGUAUUAUUUAGAAUCCAAACUAGAGGAAAUGUGAAAUAAAUAGUCCAGCACAGAGCAGCAGUUUGCUGUAUGGAGGCCAAGCCCACCAGCUCCUCACUCAGGUGCCCUUUGGAAUGCCAGGUGUGCUUGGUGAACUCUCCAGGAGACUUGGUGGAUCAGGAAGGUCUAACCUUGUCUUCACGACAGCCCUGCUGCCCUGCACAGCUCCAAGUAGCUGGGAGUUGUCUGAGCCCAGCUGGCCUGGCUCCCUCACAGCCCUGGGCUUUCUCUAUCCUGCUGAUUGCCUGCACAGAGCAGUGAUGGAAUCUGCACUUUGUCUCAAGUUUAUCCCCCAAAUAACUAAAGUUACCACACAACUGCUGUUGCUUCUGGACUGGUACAAGUCGAUCACUGAGCCCUUUGCCAGUUGGGGACAAAAAUCUUUUAUUACUUUAGUGCAACACCCGUAGCGUAAAGGAUUGGUCAAAGCAUUGUUGUUUUACUUGUGUGAGAGUGCAAGUGAGGUGGAUCACUCCUUCCAGAUGGAGCUGAGCUCUUGCAGUGAGUAUUCCAUGGUUACUGUAGCCUGCUGUGUUUGUGAUACUGUGCAGGUACCAUCAGCCCACAUACUAAUCAGUUCAACACCAGUUAAACAGGGACAUGCUGUAGUCUUGCCCUUCUUAAUUUGCUGAAAUAAAGCACGUGUUGCCUCCUGAUUAAACUUCUGUAAAGUGAUUCUGUACCCAUGUAAAUAAGAUGGACUUCAUAAAGAUAUUUAACACGU